Molecule: messenger RNA, 1866 nt
Organism: Dicrocoelium dendriticum
Lineage: Eukaryota; Metazoa; Platyhelminthes; Trematoda; Plagiorchiida; Dicrocoeliidae
Source: the annotation of a GenBank genome assembly
AUGUCCAGUUUUUAUCGACUGAAGCAUGCGCGUCAAUGUUGGCCUUUACAACGUUAUUCUCACAGGAGUGGCAUUUCUGUUUCUUUUCGCCGCCUUUCAGACCGUCUCCCAAUCCUCGCAAAACGUUUUAGAGGCAGCUGCCAGGGAGACAACGGAAGAUGUGGGACAAGGAUACGUCAGUCUAUCCAUUCUAUAUGCUGCCUUCUCCAUUUUCAAUUGGUUUGCCGCUGUUGUUGUGAUGCUCUUGGGAACAAAAUACGCUAUGUUUACCGGCUCCGUUUGUUAUGUCGCUUUCAUUGCCACUUUCAUAGAACCUCGCGCUUGGAGCAUCUACCUCGGAUCAAUCGUCAGUGGGUGCGGGGCUGCAGUUCUCUGGACAGCUCAGGGUGCAUUGCUCACGGAAUCAUAUUCUGGGGUCUUUUCCAGAGCUCGCAAGUCAUCGGUGGCUUAUACACCUACUUCACUCUUUCGAAUAUCUCUUCCAUCGACCGCAUCCUACGACAUCAGUUGUUUGGUGGCACCUUGGCAUGUGCCUCUGUCGGAUGCUUGUUGUUUCUUGGUCUUCGUUCACCAAAUGUGACAACCACUACAAUCGAGGAUGAAGACUGUGUUUCCAGAGGGGAAAAUCUUCGGCUUAUAACGCGCCAUUCCAACACAUUGGGAUACUUCAACACAGCAACAAAAACGUUUCUUCGAUCAUUCGCUCUGCUUCGUUCCCGGACCAUGUUCUGCAUUCUUGUCGCUUCGGGUUUUACCGGAGUCAGCACCACAUUCUGGUCUAGCCUAUUCGCUUCUUGUGUCGGUCACACAUUGGCUUUCGGUACGGAAGCGAAAUCCUUCAUUGGUUUGGUGGUUGUAUUCGUGGGAAUCGGUGAGAUUAUCGGUAGUUUCUUAAUGAACUUGCGACGAUAUGUAUCCCCAUCUGGCUUGGUCGCUUUAUUUGGGUACGCGAGUGCUCUGAUUGCCGCCUACAUAUGCCUCAUAAUGUUGCCUGCAGACAGCCCUAUGGAAGACACUUAUGACAGCACCUACGUCACCCCGAGCAUUGGAGCUGCCAUAGUGGCUGCGGCACUGUUUGGAAUGGUGGACGCCGUGUGGAACACCCAACUCGGCGUCCUAAUAGGAAACACUUAUCGUGAACGUAAAGAAGACAUCCCUGUCGCGUUCGCAUUGUACCGGUGUGUUCAGUCGGUUUUGACGGCAAUCAGCUUCUCGUACGCGAACAAGCUGUUGCUCCAUUGGCAAGUGAUGAUUUACGCCCUUUGGGCCACGUUUGGAGUGGCUUGUUUCUUCCACGCAGACACAAUACAGGCUCGUCGAGCCCCGACCCGAGUCAGCACCACAUUCUGGUCUAGUCUGUUCGCUUCUUGUGUCGGUCACACAUUGGCUUUCGGUACGGAAGCGAAAUCCUUCAUCGGUUUGGUGGUUGUAUUCGUUGGAAUCGGUGAGAUUAUCGGUAGUUUCUUAAUGAAUUUGCGACGAUACAUAUCCCCAUCUGGCUUGGUUACUUUAUUUGGGUACGCGAGUGCUCUGAUUGCCGCCUACAUAUGCCUCAUAAUGCUGCCUGCAGACAGCCUAUGGAAGACACUUAUGACAGCACCUACGUCACCCCGAGGAAACACUUAUCGAGAACGUAAAGAAGACAUCCCUGUCGCGUUCGCAUUGUACCGGUGUGUUCAGUCGGUUUUGACGGCAAUCAGCUUCUCGUACGCGAACAAGCUGUUGCUCCAUUGGCAAGUGAUGAUUUACGCCCUUUGGGCCACGUUUGGAGUGGCUUGUUUCUUCCACGCAGACACAAUACAGGCUCGUCGAGCCCCGACCCGUGUUUUAGAAGUGCAACACACCACUUACUUGAGACUGGACUAA